Messenger RNA from Volvox carteri f. nagariensis, 3012 nucleotides. RefSeq lists its product as uncharacterized. Gene Ontology annotation, molecular function: ATP binding; inositol hexakisphosphate kinase activity; diphosphoinositol pentakisphosphate kinase activity. The record is from RefSeq and is a predicted model, not a curated record. The coding region runs from base 1 to 3012 and encodes 1003 amino acids. The transcript has 17 exons. Lineage: Eukaryota; Viridiplantae; Chlorophyta; Chlorophyceae; Chlamydomonadales; Volvocaceae. Gene Ontology annotation, biological process: inositol metabolic process; inositol phosphate biosynthetic process.
AUGAGACGCUUGCUUAAGUUGUUUCGCGCCGCGACGGAUGGGCACGCCAACCUGCCCAAAAUCCGCAUUGGCGUCUGCGCUAUGGACAAAAAGGCGCGCAGCAAGCCGAUGAAGGAGAUUCUUGAGCGUCUCACAGCAUGGGGCGAGUUCGAGGUUGUUAUCUUUGGGGAUGAUGCUAUCCUGGAAAAGCCCAUCGAGGAUUGGCCGCACGUGGAGUGCUUGCUGUGCUGGCAUUCAGACGGCUUUCCCCUCAAGAAAGCACAGGAGUACAUUAAAUACAGGAGGCCUUUCCUGGUGAACGACGUGUUCAUGCAGGACUUUCUGCUGGAUCGGCGUAAGGUGUACAAGUUGUUGGUGGAGCGGAGCAUCCCGGUGCCUACACAUAUCAUUGUGGAGCGAGACCACUUGCCAGAGGGUACGACCGACCCUCCUGGCUUUGUUGAGGAUGAGGACUAUGUGGAGCUGAACGGGCAACGCAUCGUUAAGCCCUUCGUGGAGAAGCCCGUCAGUGGGGAGGACCACAACAUCUGGGUCUACUACCCGCACUCGAUGGGUGGCGGUGUAAAGUACCUCUUCCGCAAAGUCGACGACAAGGCCUCCAAGUACGACAGCUCCCAUGACGGCAAAGUACGGCGGGACGGGUCGUACAUUUACGAGGAGUUUCUUCCCACUGGCGGUACCGACGUCAAGGUGUACACCGUAGGGCCCAGGUACGCCCACGCUGAGGCCCGCAAGUCCCCCGUGGUGGACGGGAAGGUCCUCCGCAACGCCGACGGCAAGGAGAUGCGCUUCCCUGUGCUGCUGAGCCCCCAAGAGAAGGAAAUCGCGCGCAUGGUGUGCCUAGCGUUCGGCCAGAAGGUCUGCGGCUUCGACCUGCUGCGCUCCGAAAAAGGCCGCAGCUACGUGUGCGACGUGAACGGCUGGUCCUUUGUCAAGAACUCCAAAAAGUACUACGACGAUGCGGCGGAUAUCCUGCGGUCCAUUAUUUUGUCGGCUCUGGCGCCUCACCGUCUCAAUGUGCAGCCCAACCUGCCUACGUACACGGGAGCUCUGACGAACCCGGACACGGGAAGCAAUUUGGCGGUGAGUGGGAAAGGGGCUGGGUGGGAGGGGGGAUGGGGGUGGGGUGACUGGGAGCUUCGCUGCGUGUUGGCGGUGAUUAGACACGGAGACCGGACUCCCAAGCAGAAGCUCAAGGUGGUGGUGACGCAGGAGCCCCUCCUGAACCUGUUCCACAAGUACAAGGACGCCAAGGGCAAACAGGCCAAACUUAAGUCCCCCCUGCAGAUGCAGGAGCUCCUUGACAUCACCCGACAGCUGGUCAAGGUGGGGAGAGGUGGAAAUGACGAGCGGGAGGCGGCUCAGGAGGUCCGCGGCAAGCUGCGCAUCAUGCAGACGGUGCUGGAGAGCGGGGGCCAGUUCUCCGGUAUCAACCGCAAGGUCCAGAUCAAGCCGCUGCGAUGGGGCAUUGCCGCGGACGGGCUCGUAGGGGUUGCUGUGCUGGAGGAGGCGCUGCUCAUCCUGAAGUGGGGCGGAGUGCUGACGCACGCGGGGAGGCAGCAGGCGGAGGACCUGGGCAAGAUCUACCGCAUGGUCAUGUACCCCAGUGGGGGCAACGGACUUCUUCGGCUGCAUUCGACGUACCGCCACGACCUCAAGAUCUACUCCUCAGAUGAGGGACGAGUGCAGACCUCUGCUGCCGCCUUCACCAAGGCCAUGCUGGACCUCGAGGGCAACAGCCUCACCCCCAUCCUGGUGUCCUUGGUGAACAAGGACGCCUCCAUGCUGGAGGCGUUCGGAAAGGGGGCCUCGGAUGACAUAGCGGACGCCAAAGAGGCCUUGUAUCAGGUUGGGUCGGCCACCAGCGCGUCGUCCAUCAUUGCCCGCCUGCCGGACACGCCGUUGGGUCUGUUGCGGCGGUUGGUGGAGUUGUUGCGGCGGUUGAUAGAUCGGUUGCGGCAGUUGGUACGGGAGGAGGGCGCAACAGCACGUGGUGGCGGGCCGCCCAAGUAUAGCUCCCUCAGCAUGGACCCCAAGGAACGAGUGCAUGACGACAACCAGCCCUGUGGCGGAGAGAAGAUGUUGCUGAUGUUUGACAGGUGGCACAAGUUACUCAAGUCGUUUUACAACGAGAAGAAGGACCGGUUCGAUAUCUCCAAGGUGCCGGAUAUUUACGACUCGGCCAAGUACGAUGCCAUCCAUAACGCGCACCUCGGCCUGGACGCUCUGGAGGAGCUGUACAUUGUGGCCAAGCUGCUUGCUGACGUGGUUAUCCCAUGCGAGUACGGCCUGGAUCCAGGCGGCAAGCUGCGCAUUGGAUCCAAGAUUGCCAACGAGCUGCUGGGGAAGCUGUUGGUGGAUCUUGCCUCCAUGCGCGAGGAGUCCAUUGUGACGGCCUGCAUGGAGCCCCACGGGGCCCGGGCCAUGGUGAAGCACGGCAGCGGAGGCAGCAACGGACCCACGGGUCGCGAGGGCGACCUGGAGGGCGGUCCCGCCGGCGAGAUGGAGCCCGAGACGGAGACAAUUCAUCGGCUGUGCCCCACCUACGCCUCUGACAUCAACUCUCCGCUGCGUCACGUGCGCACCCGUAUAUACUUCACCUCGGAAUCGCACAUGCACUCGCUCGUGAAUGUGUUGCGGUGGUGUCAUUUGGGGGCUGACGCGGCGGGCUGCUGCGCCAUGCCGCCAAUUACGCCGCCUGAGGGUGCGUGCGCGCAGCUGGACGAGAUGACAGAGCUAGACUACUUGACGCAGGUUGUCUUUCGCAUGUACGAGAACAAGACUGUGCCGGUGGAGUCUCAAGAACGAUUCCGCGUGGAAGUGCUCUUCUCGCCGGGCGCCAACUACAACCCCUUUGACUUCGCAUCUACCUCGCUCCACAACAACCACGUGUUGCCCAUCGUGCCGCGCACCGCCCUCCACAAGAACGACGGCAUCACGCUGGCAGAGAUGGAGGAAAAGUUGAUGCCCUUCUCCUCGGUGAGUUUAGGAUUUCAGCAGCAGCAGCAGUAA